This is a messenger RNA of Protopolystoma xenopodis, 360 nucleotides long. The record is from the annotation of a GenBank genome assembly. Lineage: Eukaryota; Metazoa; Platyhelminthes; Monogenea; Polystomatidea; Polystomatidae.
AUGCUGAAAUUUCCGAUAAUUUUGCCAUUUACUCAUUAUCCACUCUUUAUUUACCUCUCUCCCCCCUCGUCCGCACUAAAUGCUCAUGUGCAUGAAUGUAGCCGACGCCGUCAAUCCGAAGUAAUGCUGUUUGGCUGGCAGGUGGUGCAACAAGCGGUUCGUGAAAUUCUGGUUGAUUCAAUAGCGGAUGAGCUUCGUGUUGGGUCCCGAGUCUGUGCUUCUUGGAGUGAACAAUUGGCCGCCAACCUUUACCCUGGAACAGUUGUCAAAGGUUUGUUAGUCGCUUAUUUUUGUCAUUUUGCUUGUCUAUUUGCCAUAAAUUCUGUCAAAAGUGAAUAUGCAAACGCAAAUUGUCAAUGA